CAAGCAUUAGCGUAUACAUAAGCAUUUGAAAUUCUUUUCAACAAACUGAAACCAUUUAGUGAAACCAAAUGCUCUGACGCCAGUGCUUCUAUUCCGUACAAACUAAAAGUGAACCUGAAGUAACAAUGUCUUCAUUGACAAAAAGAAAAGCUUCAACCGAUCAUUCCUCGGCUAAGAUCGCCUGGACCAACGAAAACAAUCGGAGCACAGAUGAUAUUACAACGACAAUGUACUGGUACAUCAUAACAAUGUCAUGGUUUGGCUUGCUUUAUCCCUUCGAAAUAUUCAAAGAUGGUCCAAAGGAACAACUAUUAUCGAAAACAAAAUUACCACGAUGUAGAAAGACAGUGAUGCAUUUCGGAUUUUGCUUUAGCCUUGCGUUUUUACUAGGAAUGAAUUGUGUCAGAGCUACAGUUGGUAUUUUUGUAGGAGACUUUCUAGAUCUUACUCGUAACUUUAAACUUGUUCAUGCUACAUGGGUGAUUCUUUGCUUUGUCAAUAGUGCAUCCCUUUUAUACGUUUCUUACAAACCAGAAGGAUUACGUGCUUUCUUUGAUCAAUGGAACAAAAGUCGAAAAUAUGCAUUUUUACAUUUUGGAUUUAAAACAAACGGAAGGAAAAUAAAUAUGAAAGUCAUUGUAUAUCUUACAAUAGCAUUUAUUUUAGUAGUUUUUAACAUUGUAUCGGUCGGCACAAUCAUGUUUGGUGGUUUCGGAUUCGCAUCUGACUCAUUCUCGCUUGUCUUUUCAGCUCCAUUUAAACCUACGACGACCGUUAAAGUGUUUGUUCAUUUGUUAAAUGUUAUUAACGGAAUAGCAUGGAUAUUUCCUGUCAUAUUCUUUGUUCUUCUAUGUUCUACUCUUAAAGAUGACUUGGAGACAUACAACACAUUUCUAAAUAAGCAAACUAAGGAUAACAAAGGUAAAAUAGGACAAAAUCUGACUCAGUUUCGGAUAAUGCACUUAGAACUGUGUAAAACUAUCAACAGUCUGGAUAGCUCAUUCAGUUGGCUUCUGUUUACUUGGUUUGUGCUUAACAUUGGAAAUGGCUGUUUCAUAGCCUUUUUACUUCUUAACACUUCAUAUGACAUAUUUGGUACCAGUGUGCUGGUGUUUUGGCUCAUUGCCAGCUGUGUUUAUAUAGGUGCAACAUCUAUUUCAGCGGCCAUCCUCCAGGAAAAGGCUCAUGCACCAUUAGAGUACCUUUACGACAUAGACGUUAAUGACAUCAAACCGGAAGAUCAACCUCAGCUGUAUCUAUUCCUGUCAAAAUUGACAAGUUCAUCCGUAGGAUUAACAGCGUUUGGUUUGGUCACCAUCACAAAAGAACUCCUUCUAACUUUAGCUGGUUUGUAUUUGACCUACUUCUUCUUGCUGUUGCAGUUCAGAUAGCUGUUAGAGAUAAGAACUCUUACAGCAGCAUCUUCUUCAUAUACAACAGUUCUAGUUUGUAAUUUAUAUACAAUGUUAAAUCCUUUGAAAUAGAUAUCAAAAUGUA
Messenger RNA from Mytilus trossulus (common blue mussel), 1497 nucleotides. RefSeq lists its product as uncharacterized. Gene Ontology annotation, biological process: detection of chemical stimulus involved in sensory perception of taste; sensory perception of chemical stimulus. Bases 126 to 1391 code for a protein of 421 amino acids. The transcript has 4 exons. Lineage: Eukaryota; Metazoa; Mollusca; Bivalvia; Mytilida; Mytilidae. Gene Ontology annotation, cellular component: membrane. Gene Ontology annotation, molecular function: taste receptor activity. The record is from RefSeq and is a predicted model, not a curated record.